This is a messenger RNA of Micromonas pusilla CCMP1545, 1353 nucleotides long. Its product is annotated as auxin efflux carrier family. Bases 1 to 1353 code for a protein of 450 amino acids. NCBI's taxonomy places the organism in Eukaryota, Viridiplantae, Chlorophyta, Mamiellophyceae, Mamiellales, Mamiellaceae. Gene Ontology annotation, biological process: endoplasmic reticulum to cytosol auxin transport. The record is from RefSeq and is a predicted model, not a curated record. The transcript has a single exon. Gene Ontology annotation, cellular component: membrane.
AUGGCGGUCCCGGUCGCGCUCGAGAUCUUCUGGGUCGCGUGCAAGGCUGUCCUGAAGGUGCUCAUCAUCGCGAGCGUCGGGUGCUGGGCGAGGAAGAACGGGCUCCUGAACGCGGCGACCGCGAAGACGCUCUCGAAGAUCAACGGCGUCGUGUUCCUCCCGUGCUUGCUGUUCACGACGUUGGGGAAGUCCGUCUCCGCGAAGUCGUUGCGAGACGUGUGGCUCCUCCCGCUCGCGGCGGCGUGCAACAUCGCGAUGGGCGCGCUCUUUGGAAAUAUUCUCAUCCGCGCGUUGCGCGUCCCGCGCGCGUUCAAAGGCCCCGCGAUCGCCGCGAGCGCGUUCGGGAACUCGCUCGCGAUGCCCGUCGUCCUCAUCACCGCCAUCGUGCGCACCGGUCGGGUCGGGAACGUCGUCUUCACGCCUGAAGACGAGGCCGCGGCGUUCGUCUACGUCGGCGCCUACAUGACGACCUUGACGGUGCUGAUGUGGACGAUCGGCCCGCCGUGGAUGGCGAGCUCGAAGACGCCCUCGUACGACGACGGCGACGGCGACGGCGGGGGAAGGGAGAUGAUGCGCGCGAUCGAGGCGGGCGUCGGGGUGGGCGGCGGGGUGAGCGGCGGCGCGGCGGGGUCGGCGGAGGGCGCGAGAGCCGAGGGAAAAGGCGGCGGCGGCGGCGGCGGCGGCGGCGUCGUGAGGAGCGAGAGCGCCGUGGAGCUCCUGGGCAUGGACGGCGGCGGCUCCGAGGACGACGACGCGGUCGCGGUCGCGUCGUCCCUCUCCGCGCCGGCGCCGCCGAAACCGAAACCGCGCGCGUCGCGGACGUCGCGCGCGCUCGCGGCGUUGAGACCGGCGGCGAACGCCAACGUCUUCGCGUCGCUGCUCGGCAUCGCCGUCGGCCUCGUCACGCCCGUCCGAGACACGCUGUUCGAGACCGACGGCGCUUUAUACGUGUUAGGGGACGCGCUGAACAUCAUGGCCGGCGCGGCGAUCCCGCAGGUGAUCGUGAUACUCGGCGCCGAGCUCGCGGACGGGCCCGAUCACGCGACGUGCUCUCGCGACGCCGCCGUCGGCGUCGGGAUGAUUCGCCUCGCGGCGCUCCCCGCGAUCAACGUCGGGCUGUGUCUCGCGCUGAAGGCGGCGCUCCCGCCCGCGGCGGUGCCCGCGUCCGCGGUGUUCUGGCUCGUGUUUCUCAUCGAGGGCGGCACGCCGACGGCGAACAACAUGAUGCUUCAGGUGCAGAUGUUCGGCACGAGCGACGCCGCGGGGGGGAUCGCGACAUGUUUGUUCUAUCAAUACGCGAUGGCGCCCGUGAUGCUGACCGCGAGCAUAUCGCUGUUCUUACACCUGAUAUGA